Molecule: messenger RNA, 2186 nt
Organism: Solanum verrucosum
Lineage: Eukaryota; Viridiplantae; Streptophyta; Magnoliopsida; Solanales; Solanaceae
Product: autophagy-related protein 13a-like
Exons: 3
Coding region: 179-1999 (606 amino acids)
Biological process (GO): mitophagy; autophagosome assembly; protein localization to phagophore assembly site
Cellular component (GO): extrinsic component of membrane; Atg1/ULK1 kinase complex; cytosol
Source: RefSeq, a predicted model, not a curated record
GUUUGUAGAGUUUUCAGGUGUUUGUUCAAUUAAAUAGUGCCCCACAUGAAGGAUCAAAUCGCCAGUUGGUUAUCUGUUUUGUUUAUGCAUUAUUUGGAAGGUAUCAUGUACUGGACCAAGUUGUAUAUUGCUGAGGACCAAAAGAUAGUGGUGGCAUCUGUUUGAAACACAAAAAAAGAUGGAUUUUCAGAGUAACCCACAGGGUGAUUAUGGAAGAUUUGAGCAAAUACUUGCUCAAUAUCUUCUAAAAAGCUUGCAUAUUAUUUUGAACUUGAGGGUUCCUUCGAUAAGAGCAUAUGGUGGGUUUGAAGAAGUGAAGAGGAGUGACAAGUGGUUUAAUAUGGUGUUGGGAGAUCGUCCUGUGGUUUUUGAAAACUUGAAUCUGUUGCAUGGGGAGCCGAUGAUAAUAGAUAUAAUACUUGUUCAAGAUAAAGAUUGUACUUCAUUGAAGCACAAUUCAGGUAAAGCAUUUGCAGGGGCAUAUACAGAAACCAUUAUAGAGAGGUGGGUCGUGCAAUGUGAGAAUCGGAGGUCAAUGGUUCCUCACAUGGGUGAUUCCUCUUACAAGAAAAUGUACAAGAAGUCUAUUAUACUGCUCCGUUCCGUUUAUUCAAUGUUGAAGCUCCUGCCUGCAUUCAAGGCCUUCAAGAAACUAUCUUCGUCAAGUCAGAGUUGUUAUUUUGAUAUUAAUUUUAAGGUAUCUUCAUUUAGUGAACCAUUCUCAAGGGCAGAGGAGGAGAUAAUGAAGCAAUUUACUUUUACUUCAGUUGAUGCCCAGCAAGGCCGUCUUUCCUUAUCUGUGACAUAUCGUGAAAAUCUGGUGGACUUCAACCUGGAGAGUUCUGCAUCCUUUCCGCCUGAUAUCAUUACAGAUUAUGUUGGUAGUCCACUCACUGAUCCUCUGAGGUCAUUCCCUUUGUACUCAACGGAUAAGGGUGUUCAUAAUACUUCAUUUCCAUUGAGAAGGACACAGUCCUCUUGUUCAGCACCUGUUCAGCGCCCACAGAGUUGGACAAGUGGUCUCUUCGGGGCACCUUCUUUACCUCAGCCAUAUGUAGGAUCUCCACCUUUGUACCAUGCACCAUAUGAGUUUUCAACUUCAGUCAGUGAUGUAUAUGGACAGAGGAUUCCACCUAACUACAAAUAUUCGACUCACCAAAAAACAACUAGUUUUGAUGAUGACCAGCUUUCCCCUCCAUUUUCAUUAUCACCAUCUCCACCCACAUAUCUCUCAGGUGCAAAUCUUGUGCAGACUCGUUUGCAUUCAGAAACUGGUCCUGUCAGUAUCCCUCAUCCAUUGAUAGGAAGAACUUCCAGACACCUAUCUCCUAAUUUGUCUGAUCCAAACAGGCAUUAUCUCCCACCUAUGUCACCUAGAUGCACAAAGCAUGAUUUUUCAUCCCAUGAAUCCCCUUUUGGAAUCAGGCCAUCAAGGAAAAUAGAUUUGCUAAGGGUUCCCGAGUCAGAUACUGGGACUACUAAUCCUGGACAAAAGGUGUCUACAGAUGCUAGAGACGAUUCAGGGCGGUUCUCAGGUGUGCUCUCUUCAAGUGAUUCACCACGUGUUGGAGUUUCUAGAAGUUCCAGCAGCAGAUUAUCUUUUCAGGAUGACUUGGAUGACUGUGAUUUUUCCUGUCCUUUUAUAGUUGAUGAUGUUGAUACUUCUGAUUCCCGAGCCAGAGAGAACCUUGAUUCCAGAAAGUGUUCAGAAGCCUCGUCUAAAGUAUCUGCAACAGCCAGAAAAUCUCAAGAUGCUGCUGUAGGUGCCCUUGUUCACAUGCUGAGAACUGCUCCCCCUUUGCGUCAAGAUUCUACUUGUUAUAGUGCACAUUCUAUAAAGGGAGAAGUAGAGGGAGAAACUGGCACUGCAUCUCAGUUCUAUGUUCCUAGGAAGGCAUCUGAUGCAUUGGAGGAGCUUAAAGCUUACACACAAUUGAAAGAUAUCUUACUUCCCAAGAGCAUGACCCGCUCAAGCAGUGAUGGUGGGAACUUUGCGUGAUGUACAUAUAUACUUGUUGCUAAGUAACGUUAAGGAGUGUUUACUGUGUGAGAGGAGUGAGGACUAACAUAUUCUGUACAUAAAUGAUGGGAAAUGGCAAGUAUGAUAGUCAAUAUAUUACCUGCUUUUGACACUACUUGAAAACAUUUGUGUUUUGAAGAAACAAGUAGCAGUAAUCUUAAAAUAA